Gopherus evgoodei (Goodes thornscrub tortoise) is the source of this 2805-nucleotide messenger RNA. RefSeq names its product thioredoxin interacting protein (gene TXNIP). Gene Ontology annotation, cellular component: cytoplasm. NCBI's taxonomy places the organism in Eukaryota, Metazoa, Chordata, Testudines, Testudinidae. Gene Ontology annotation, molecular function: ubiquitin protein ligase binding. Bases 345 to 1520 code for a protein of 391 amino acids. The record is from RefSeq and is a predicted model, not a curated record. The transcript is spliced from 8 exons. Gene Ontology annotation, biological process: protein transport.
CCCGGGCGCACAGCUUUGCAGGCAGGAGCAGAGGGGUUGCUUGGUGCUGGCGAAGUAAAGGAAGCUGUUGCCUACCAAGAGGCUCCUGUCUUGCUAUUGUUCCCCCUCCCAGGAUUCCAUCAUUUAAAAAGGGGCUGAACUUUAAAAAAAUUGCCAUAAAUAGUCAUUUUUAACCCAAAAAGGAGGGAAUUGAUUUGCAAAAACUCCCUGAAGUUUUGCAACUAGAGCUUUUAAAAAAGUCACAGUUGCCUAAAUCCUCUAGAGCGUGACUCCAAACCACUCCGGUUUAAAAAAAAAAAAAAUCUCUUUUGGGGGGGAGAGACAAAUCAUUGCAACCAGUCACCAUGGUGGUGUUCAGGAAGAUCAAGACCUUCGAGAUCGUCUUCAGCGAGCCUGACAAGGUCUUCUGCAGUGGAGAGAAGGUAGCCGGCCGUGUGCUGGUGGAAGUGACCGAAGUCACCCGGGUCAGCUCAGUUAAGGUGCUGGCUUGUGGGGAGGCCAGGGUGGUCUGGAUCAAGGGACCCCAACAAUGCAAGCAGGAGAUGGAGUACCUGCGCUAUGAAGAUGUCCUCACCCUGGAUGAUCAUCCUACUGAUGAGGAUGGUUCUGUGAUCUUGAGACCUGGCAACAAAUACGAAUACAAAUUUGGAUUUGAGCUUCCCCAGGGGCCUCUGGGGACCUCCUUCAAAGGGAAGUAUGGCUGUGUGGAUUACUGGGUUAAGGCUUUCUUGGAUCGCCCAUCCUGUCACCCCCAGGAGAUAAAGCAGCACUUUGAGGUCAUGGAUCCUGUUGAUGUCAACACUCCGGACUUAAUGUCGCCAGUCGCUGCCAAGAAAGACAAGAAGGUGUCCUGCAUGUUCAUUCCUGAUGGACAUGUGUCUGUCAGUGCCAGGAUUGACCGAAAAGGAUUCUGUGAAGGUGAUGACAUCUGCAUAAAUGCGGACUUUGAGAACAUCUGCUCCCGGAUUGUGGUACCCAAAGCAGCCAUUGUUUCCAAGCAUACCUACUUGGCAAACGGGCAGACCAAGGUUUUGACUCAGAAACUUUCCUGCGUCCGAGGGAACCCCAUCAUUUCGGGCAUGUCUGAGAGCUGGCGGGGUAAAACUCUCCGAGUCAAGAAGAUCAAACCAUCCAUCCUGGGCUGCAAUAUCCUGCGUGUGGAGUACUUCUUGCAGAUCUACGCCAGCGUCCCUGGCUCCAAGAAGAUCGUUCUGGAGCUGCCUCUCGUCAUCGGUAGCAGAUCUGGGUUUGCCAGCCGCAGCUCCAGCAUGGCUAGCCAGGCUAGCUCUGAAAUGAGCUGGGUGGACCUCAAUAUCCCUGAUGCUCCAGAAGCACCUCCAUGCUACCUGGACAUCGUAUCUGAAGAUCACCGUCUGGAGAGCCCCACCACUCCCCUUCUGGAUGAUCUCGACAGUUCCUUCGACAGCCCAAUCUUCAUGUAUGCCCCAGAGUUCAAGUUCAUGCCUCCUCCCACUUACACAGAGGUGGAUCCCUGCAACGCUAACAACAAUGUGCAGUGAGUACCAAGCAGCAGCCGUUCCUCUGUUUCUUCUACUUUCCUGGACUCACUUUCAGUCUGCAGUGAUUGUACCUGGCCAAAGUUCAGAACGGGGUUUCAAAGCCCUGAUGCGGGAAGAAAACGUCCCAAGGAAGCGUGGGGUAGGGCAGCUUCUGCCAGGCUGAAAAAUCCCAGCUGUCACGGAAGAAGGCAGAUGUAAAGGUCUUUCUUCUAAGAUGUGCUGUGUGCACAGACUUGAUGUGAUGAGCACAGAGGCUAUCGGGCCUUGCCUGCACUCCAGAGCCCUUAAGAAUCUCCCUGGAAAAUAAAUAGUUGCUUGUGUGGAAACUGUAAUGGGAGUACAUGGGGUGGAAAAGGUGUGUGCUCUGUGGAGAGCACUUAAGAGUUGUUUCGUUACGAAGCCAGCAGAUUCUGACUUAAAAAAAAAAAAAGGCUUCUGUGCCAGAAAAAUUACCAUCAUCGUGCCUUGAAUCUGUUAGUAUGCUGUACUGAUGAUCAGUCAUCUUUGAACACCUGAUCUAUUUCUCAGUGUUUUUGUUUUUUUAGUGUCUGAAGAUUUCAUUGAAAUCUUCAAUCUUCUGAUUGUAAACUUGUUGCUCUGUAAGGAUUGGUGGAAACACUUCUGUGCCUUGGCAGUAGGUAGAAGUGAAGAGAUCAAAUAGCAGUCGCGGAGGGGAAGAACUUAAGGUUUUAAUAUGCAAAGGAUAUUUAUGCAUGUCUGUCUUUUUUGUUCUUCUAACAAGCAAAUGAAAUGUUAUCCAGUCCAAAUGUCUCCAAAGCCAAGAUUUUAUACAGUCAGUUCAAAGCAGUGUCCUAUGGCUUGUUUUUAUUCUUUGGUAGCAUUUAUUGUUCAACUCCGUUUUCUGAAUCUGCUAAACAAGUGUAACUCCAUGGUCCUGUUGAGAAGAAUCACUAUCUCAAUCCGCUUUUGUUUUGAAUUUUUAUCUUCCUUUGUGCAGAUAAACCAAUGCAACACCCCCCCCCCAAAAAAAAAAAACCCGACCAUCACUACUAAUUGGGUCAAUUAGCCUCAGCAGGUGCACAGAGGAGUCUGGCUGGGAUUGUGCUUCAAGGACAACCCAAGAAAUAACAAACUUCUCUGUGCCCAGGCAAACCCUGAGAACUUUCUCACGCUUUCCCUUGCCUGCGGGUCCCAAACCCACUCUUUGGCACCAAUUGAAGAAGCUUCGAUCAAACUAUCUUGUGCAAUGUCCAGACACCUGGGGAAAAGGUGCAUGGCCUAAAGCGAGGCUGUCCCAACUUAGUCGAGUUAAACCAAAAAAAAA